AUGGGUCGUGUCCGUACGAAAACCGUCAAGAAGUCCGCCAAGGUCAUCAUUGAGCGAUACUAUCCAAAACUCACCCUCGACUUCGAGACCAACAAGAGAAUUUGCGAUGAAAUCGCAAUCAUUGCUUCUAAGAGAUUACGAAACAAGAUUGCCGGCUUCACCACACAUCUGAUGAAGCGUAUCCAGAGAGGGCCUGUCCGUGGUAUCUCCUUCAAGCUGCAGGAAGAGGAACGUGAAAGGAAGGAUCAAUACGUUCCAGAGGUUUCGGCACUCGACUUCAGCCAGACCGACAAUGGCCAGUUGGAUGUUGAUGCUGAUACUAAGGAUCUGUUGAAGACCUUGGGCUACGAUGACAACUCCCGAAUCAACGUCAUCAGUGUCACCCAGCAACAGCAGGAUAACAGGCCAUUCAGAGGCAACAGGGGCCCACGCAAUCACUAG
Messenger RNA from Orbilia oligospora ATCC 24927, 441 nucleotides. RefSeq lists its product as uncharacterized. The record is from RefSeq and is a predicted model, not a curated record. NCBI's taxonomy places the organism in Eukaryota, Fungi, Ascomycota, Orbiliomycetes, Orbiliales, Orbiliaceae. Gene Ontology annotation, molecular function: structural constituent of ribosome. The transcript is spliced from 3 exons. The coding region runs from base 1 to 441 and encodes 146 amino acids. Gene Ontology annotation, biological process: translation. Gene Ontology annotation, cellular component: ribosome.